AAAAAACUGUCCCCUUCUCCUAAUGCGAGUUCGAGUGCCCUUUGCAUCUGUCAAGACAUUCUAUAUAAUUCCUUCCCUCGACCCCCCACUUCCCAUCACAAACUCAUAUUGUUCAGUGAGAUAGACAGGUAAGAAAAGAUGACUACGAGGUUUAUUCUCUUUUUUCUGCUUGGUGCUCUUGUCUGCACCACUCAUGCUAGGAAGCUUGUGAAUCAAUUUGAGGAGGAGAAGAAUUUCUUCCAUCAUGGUGGUGUCGGUGGUGGUGGUGGUUUUGGUGGUGGAGGCGGUGGUGGUUUUGGUGGAGGUGCUGGUGCCGGUGGUGGAGCUGGAUUUGGUGGUGGUGCUGGUUUAGGGAGCGGUGGUGGACUUGGUGGUGGUGGCGGUGGAGGGUUCGGUGGUGGAGGUGGUGGUGGGCUUGGUGGUGGUGCUGGGGGAGGAUUUGGAGGUGGUGCUGGUGGAGGUGCUGGGGAUGGAGCUGGACUUGGAGGAGGUGCUGGUGGUGGUGGAGGCUUUGGUGGUGGUGGUGGUGCAGGUGGUGGACUUGGGGGUGGUGCAGGAGCUGGGUUUGGUGGUGGAGCUGGCGGAGGACUUGGAGGUGGACUUCCUUGAGCAAAAACAAAGCUGGCUUCCUGACGUUACAAUAGAAAUGUUUCUCUCUCUAUCUCUAAAUUUCUAAAAAUGACUCUAUUUACGUUCUUCUAUCGUUCUGUGUGGUAACAAUGGUGUUCUUAGAUGUGGUUUGUAUGACUUUUCCAUCGUUUGAUUUAUUAGUAAUGUACUCCAAAGUUGUGUCCAUCUAAUUGAAAACUUUCGCUUGAUAAGAAA
Macadamia integrifolia is the source of this 825-nucleotide messenger RNA. Its product is annotated as glycine-rich protein 23-like. NCBI's taxonomy places the organism in Eukaryota, Viridiplantae, Streptophyta, Magnoliopsida, Proteales, Proteaceae. Bases 139 to 609 code for a protein of 156 amino acids. The transcript has a single exon. The record is from RefSeq and is a predicted model, not a curated record.